AGAAGGAGGAGGAAGAAGAAGGAGGAGGAGGAGUGGGAGUGGAGGAGUUUUCGCGCACUGUGACGGAACACAAAAAAAGUCCUCAAGUGGAUUCAACUUUUUCACCGCCGGACUUUCCUUCUUCGCCUUCGGACUUUGGGAUUCAACCAGCUUGCGGACUUUGGGACGUGACAAGGUUUCUAGUGUGGACCUCGACAAGAUGAGAUGAUGGACCCAGCUGCUGAUGUUUCCACCAUGUUUGGCUCCACUUCCACGGGAGGACCGCGCCGUUGGCUCCUCACGCUCGCCGCCUUCUUGUCCGUCGUGGGGCCGGCGAAGGUGCGCGGCGUGGCAGAAUUGGCGUUCAUGGAGAAUCCGGCGGCGGUGGUCUCGUCUCUGGGUCGUCCGGUGAGGCUGCAGUGCAAGCUGAGGGCCGCGUGCGACGAUGAGGAGGAGCGUCCCGACGUGGAGUGGCUGAAGGAUGGCGUUCCGCUUCGCACCGCCGAGACCGACCGGCUGGAGUUGCCAAACGGCCGCCAGCAGUGGGUGGUGGCGAGCAUGCUCAGGAUCGACAACGUCCAGCUCGGGGACAUGGGCAGCUACCAGUGUGCUGCUCAGGCACAAGGCCAGCAGGUCUUGUCUAAGGAGGGAAGCAUCCUAUUGGAGGGUCUUCCUCACUUUUCCACCGAGCCUCAGCACGUGUCCGUGGUGGCCAACCAGCCGCUGAGUCUGAAUUGCGUGGCCCACGGCCCGCCAGAACCCGUCAAAGUCAUCUGGCUGCAGGACGGCGCUCCUCUGAACACCCUGGAUGACCCGGUGGCCAUGUCGCCCUCCAUGCUCAACCUCACAGGUUUGAACCGGACCAGCACUUUCUCCUGCGAGGCCCAGAACAACAAGGGCGUGGCCGCCUCCGGAUCGGGCACCGUCACCGUUCUGCCGUCGCCGCCUCACCACCUGAAGGCCGCCAACGUCACGCCGACCAGCCUCCUCCUGUCAUGGCGGCCCGGCUUCGGGGGCGACUACCCGGUGGUGCGCUGCUCCGUGCAGACCUCGUCCGGAGACGCAGACGAGAUCAUUCACAACCAGAACGUCAACAUCCCGCCGGCUGAGCUCCUCUUGGAGGAUUUGGAGCCGCACAGCGACUACGCCUUCAGGGUGUCGUGCCACAGCAGCCAGGGGCCGUCUGACUGGUCGCCCUGGGUUCAGGUGCACACGGCAGAAGGAGUCCCGGACAACCCUCCAGACAACGUGACGGCGCUGCUGAACGGGACCACGCUCCAGCUGAUCUGGGAGAGACCGGCAGGAAAACUGAACGGGGACCUCCAGGGCUUCUUGGUGGUCUACAGCACGCCCAGCAUGCAGGAGGCGCUUGUGGUGGACGUGGGCCCUGACACGCAGCUGUCAAUCAACCUGUCCGUCCCGCUCAGCAACAUCACCUACCAGCUGUGUGCCUACACGGGGGCGGGGGAGGGUCCCUGGAUGGCGCCGCAGACCCUGGCGCUCGUCUCUCCUGAGUUUCGAGGACUGUCCUCGCCACCAGCCUUCUCCUGGCACUGGUGGUACGUGGUGAUGGCCGCCACCGGCGCCGUGGCCCUGGCCGUGCUCAUGGGCGUCUACGUGGGCAAGCUGCGGAAGAAGCAGACGCGCUUCGGCGAUGCCUUCCAGCCCAUCAUGGAGAGCGGGGAGCUGGUGGUCCGCUACCGAGCACGCCGCUCCUACAGCCGCAGGUCCACUGAGGCCACGCUGAACAGUUUGGGCAUCAGUGAUGAUCUGAAGCAGAAGCUGCAGGAUGUGAUGGUGGAUCGACACAAGCUGACUCUGGGAAAGACGCUGGGAGAAGGAGAGUUUGGCUCAGUGAUGGAAGGCCAGCUGACUCAGGAAGAUUGUGUCCUGCGUGUGGCCGUCAAGACCAUGAAGAUCGCCAUCUGCACGCGCUCAGAAAUGGAGGACUUCCUGCGCGAGGCCGUCUGCAUGAAGGACUUUGACCACGCCAACGUCAUGAGGCUGCUGGGUGUGUGUCUGCAGACGGUGGAGAGCGAGGGCUACCCCUCCCCCGUGGUCAUCCUGCCCUACAUGAAGCAUGGCGACCUGCACAGCUACCUUCUCUACUCACGCCUGGGAGACUGUCCUGUGUACCUUCCUGCACAGAUGCUGGUCAAGUUCAUGGCGGACAUCGCCCGCGGCAUGGAGUACCUGAGCAGCAAGAACUUCAUCCACAGAGACCUCGCCGCACGCAACUGCAUGCUGAACGAGAACAUGAACGUGUGUGUGGCAGACUUCGGUCUGUCCAAGAAGAUCUACAACGGUGACUACUAUCGUCAGGGUCGCAUCUCCAAGAUGCCCGUCAAGUGGAUCGCCAUCGAGAGUUUGGCCGACAGAGUCUACACCAGCAAGAGUGAUGUGUGGUCCUUUGGCGUCACCAUGUGGGAGAUCGCCACCAGGGGGCAGACUCCGUAUCCCGGUGUGGAGAACAGUGAGAUCUACGACUAUUUACGUCAGGGCAAUCGUCUCAAGCAGCCUCCAGACUGUCUGGACAGCAUAUACGCUCUGAUGUUCUCCUGCUGGCUGUUGAGUCCAAAAGAUCGUCCGUCCUUCGAGGUUCUGCGAGGUGAGCUGGAGAAGACUUUGGAGGAGCUGCCGGACUCCCAGGACCCUGAGGAGAUCCUCUACGUCAACAUGGACGACUCCUGCGUGGAGGUGGAGGCGGGGGCGGCGGGAGGCUCCUCCCCCUUGUGCCUGAAGGGUCUGGAGAGCACGGCGGUGGAGGUGCAUCGCCCCAACCGCUACGUCUUGUGUCCCCAGCACGCCUCCCUGGAGAGUCUGGACACGCCCACUUCCUCCCUGCCACUCAGACACACCGCAGAGCCGCUGGAGGACUCACACAAAGUUCCCUGGCAGUGAUCACGUUGUCACGGCAACCGCAGCUGAAGAACUUUUUCUCCAAGCAGCAAACGACCGCAGGUUCGAUUCCUCGCAGCAGAAGCACAGCGACUUUUUCAUACGCUCAUUUUUCUACUUUUGCACUUUUUAUACCAAACUUUGUUCCUACUUUUGUUCCACGUGGAGGAGAUGUAAGUGGGUGUGACAUCAUUGCUUGUUCCACGUGGAGGAGAUGUAAGUGGGUGUGACAUCAUUGCUUGUUCCACGUGGAGGAGAUGUAAGUGGGUGUGACAUCAUUGCUUGUUCCACGUGGAGGAGAUGUAAGUGGGUGUGACAUCAUUGCUUGUUCCACGUGGAGGAGAUGUAAGUGGGUGUGACAUCAUUGCUUGUUCCACGUGGAGGAGAUGUAAGUGGGUGUGACAUCAUUGCUUGUUCCACGUGGAGGAGAUGUAAGUGGGUGUGACAUCAUUGCUUGUUCCACGUGGAGGAGAUGUAAGUGGGUGUGACAUCAUUGCUUGUUCCACGUGGAGGAGAUGUAAGUGGGUGUGACAUCAUUGCUUGUUCCACGUGGAGGAGAUGUAAGUGGGUGUGACAUCAUUGCUUGUUCCACGUGGAGGAGAUGUAAGUGGGUGUGACAUCAUUGCUUGUUCCACGUGGAGGAGAUGUAAGUGGGUGUGACAUCAUUGCUUGUUCCACGUGGAGGAGAUGUAAGUGGGUGUGACGGUGCGACAUCAUUGCUUGCUAGAACUAUUUUUAGGCUUUCUAAAUACAACGUGACAAAAAUACUUCCAUCCAAAUGUUAGAAGUGGAACUAAUGUUCAUUAAUGUUCAUGGCUGCAUGACCAUUCUUGCUCACUGAAACUAUAAGUCAUACUUAAUUUUUUUUAAAUAAGGGACAUAUCUACUUUAAGUAGCAUUACAUUUUAAGUCAAAUUACAUCUAUUUUAAGUGGCAUUAAAUCUAUUUUAAGUAGCAUUACAUUUUAAGUCAAAUUACAUCUAUUUUAAUUGACAUUACAUCUAUUUUAAGUCAAAUUAAAUUUGUUUUAAGAGACAUUAAGUAACAUUGAAUCUAUUUUAAGUCAAAUUACAUCUAUUUCUAAGUCACAUUAAAUCUAUUUCAAGUCAAAUUACUUCUAUUUUAAGUCAAAUUACAUACUAAGUGACAUUACAUCUGUUUUAAGUGGCAUUAAGUGACAUUACAUCUAUUUUAAGUAGCAUUACAUUUUAAGGGACAUUACAUCUAUUUUAAAUGACAUUACAUCUGUUUUAAGUGGCAUUAAAUCUAUUUUAAGUAGCAUUACAUUUUAAGGGACAUUUAAUCUAUUUUAAGUGACAUUGCAUCUAUUUUAAGUCACAUUAAAUCUAUUUCAAGUCAAAUUACUUCUAUUUUAAGUCAAAUUACAUACUAAGUGACAUUACAUCUGUUUUAAGUGGCAUUAAGUAACAUUACAUCUAUUUCAAGUCAAAUUACAUCCAUUUUAAGUGACAUUACAUCUAUUUUAAGUGACAUUUCAUUUAUUUUAAGUGACAUCACAUCUAUUUCAAGUCAAAUUACAUCUAUUUUAAGUAGCAUUACAUCUUAUUAUAUUUGUUCAGUUUCUUAUUGGUUGAAGUGAAGCUCAGUCGUGUGCUUAAAAGCAGACAAAUAUUUUAAAAACAUUUUAAUCCGCUAUGUAGUGACGCAACAACACAAGGACUGAAUACUCAGUCUUACAUUUUGGUACUUAAAAAUGUUAGCAUGUUAUCAUUAACAUGCAAAUGGCUAACUUUUUUUCGGUGCUAAUUUUAAAGGUUCAGAGUACUUGACGUAUGCUAAUAUUAACAUGCUAACUAUUUUUUGAUCAUUUUACAGACAUACACCUCAGGGUCAUAUAUUUUAUACUUGAUGCAUGCUAAUGUUAACAUGCUAACUAUUUUUGAGUAUUUUGCAAGCAUAGACCUCAGAGUCAUAUACUUAGUACUUUGGUACUUCACCAAUGCUAAUGUUAGCAUGCUAGCUUUUUAAAAAAAAAGUCAUUUUACAGGUAUACAUUUCAGUCAUAUUUUUUUGGUACUUGACAUGUUAAUUAGCACAAAAAACCACUAGCAUACUAACAUUAGCAUUUUGGAUCACUACAGGCAAACAUGUCAAGAGUCCUACUUUGAUACUUCACACAUUAUUGUUAGCAUGCUAGCUUUUCUUUAAAGCUCAUUUUACAAUUAUACAUUUUUGUUCUUAACACAUGCUAACAUUAGCAUCCUGGCUUUUUUUUUGUUAAUUUUACAGGUCUACAUUUCAGUCAUAUAUUUUGGUACUUGACACAUACUAAUGUUAGCACGCUUGUUGUUUUGCUCAUUUUUCAGUCAAAUAUUUUGGUACUUGAGGUAUGCUAAUGCUGUUAGCAUGCUGAUCUUUGCAUUCCAGCUUUAUUUUUUGCUAAUUUUACAGGCAUACACCUCAGUCAAAUACUUUGGCUCUCGACGCAAGCUAAUGUUAGCAUGCCAGCUUUUUAGCCCUUUUAGUAGCUUUCAGUCAUGUAUUUUGGUAUUUGACACAUGCUAACUAUUAGUUUUUCGCAAUGAAGCUUGUACCUGAACAAUGCUUUCGUGGUGUUUCACGGCGACUAACAACGGAAGGAUUUCAAGCUCUGACCUCUCCUUGGCACAUCGCGGCCAAGGUCUAGGCGGUGGACUCGUACCGUCACACCCUGAGUUGGAGCGCUUCCUGCUCCUUGGAAAAGAAGACAGGAAGUUGUCAACAAGGCACUUAUUGACUGUAAAUAUUGUGAGAAGAAGUGAGCUUCAUGUUGAAUGUGGACUGAAGUGCCUUCGCCUUUAUUGUGUCACUUCUUAUAAACUUGUCCUUUUCUACAAA
Nerophis lumbriciformis (worm pipefish) is the source of this 5715-nucleotide messenger RNA. It is a transcript of the gene axl, whose product is annotated as AXL receptor tyrosine kinase. The record is from RefSeq and is a predicted model, not a curated record. Gene Ontology annotation, biological process: positive regulation of phosphatidylinositol 3-kinase/protein kinase B signal transduction; cell surface receptor protein tyrosine kinase signaling pathway; phagocytosis. Gene Ontology annotation, cellular component: signaling receptor complex; plasma membrane. Gene Ontology annotation, molecular function: ATP binding; protein binding; transmembrane receptor protein tyrosine kinase activity. NCBI's taxonomy places the organism in Eukaryota, Metazoa, Chordata, Actinopteri, Syngnathiformes, Syngnathidae.